Molecule: messenger RNA, 1174 nt
Organism: Branchiostoma belcheri (Belcher's lancelet)
Lineage: Eukaryota; Metazoa; Chordata; Leptocardii; Amphioxiformes; Branchiostomatidae
Product: brain tumor protein-like
Exons: 5
Biological process (GO): negative regulation of translation; protein polyubiquitination; proteasome-mediated ubiquitin-dependent protein catabolic process
Molecular function (GO): translation repressor activity; ubiquitin protein ligase activity
Source: RefSeq, a predicted model, not a curated record
AUGUUUGACGUCCAACCCUACGCCGUAGCUUACGAUGAACAGGAUAUAAAUUAUGACGAUCAACAACCGACUGGCCAGUCUGCUGAUUGUUCUCAUGACGAAUGGAGAGGACCCAGCACCGGUUUAGAGUCUGUUGCCGGUAAGACGGACGGUCUACUUCGGAACCCCAUGUACAUCGGGAACGUGUUACACCAAAACCCCAUGUACGCUCCAAAUGCUGCACAGCCAAGGGCGGAUGGAGAGUCUGUUGCCGGUAAGACGGAUGGUCUACUUCGGAACCCCAUGUACAUCGGGAACGUGUUACACCAAAACCCCAUGUACGCUCCAAAUGCUGCACAGCCAAGAGCAGAUGGAGAGAACGAAACAAAGACCUUUCAACAAAAGACGAUCGUCUUUCGACUGAAAUGUGAAGAAUCUUCCGAUUGUUCCGAGGUAAGCUCUGUCGCCGUGUCGCCCUGCAACGAAAUAUUCCUAGCUGACACCUACAACAGGCAGGUUCAAGUCUUCAGCAUGAAGGGCGUCUACCUCCGCCGUUUCCCCACCGUCACGUCAGGGGAAAACUCCGAGACGUUGAAACCCCAUGACAUCUCCAUCGACGGGGAGGGCCAUGUGUGGGUAGUUGGGAAUGCGGACAGAAUGUCAGGGUUUAUUGUUCGAUACACUAAACUUGGAAGUCACCUUACAACACUCCGCGCAACGUUCAGCAAUAAUUCUUUCUCCGGCAUGACUGUGGACACACUUCGUAAUCUUGUCGUAGCGACAGAGUACUGGUGGGGUUAUGGGGAAGUCAAGCUUCUGCAUUUCAAUGGUACUGUUGAGCACAAGUUUCGGGUGCAGCAAGGUUCGGGGUACCCCGGGUUGGUCGCUGUGGGACGGGAGGGAAACCUGUUUGUGUCAGACAGUAUGGGAGAUGCACGUGUCCAUGUCUAUAACAACAGGAGUCAGUACCUUUACAGCUUUGGGUGUGACGACAUCGAUGAGGGUCAGGCAGAAAUCGACGAAGUCAUGGGAAUCUGUACAGACGGUUCAGGAAACGUUCUGCUACUCCGGAUAGGCGGGGCGGUAGACAUGUUUACAGAAGACGGGCGGUACGUGCGCCGCGUUGUUACCAGUAGAGCUGGCGGUGUGGCAGUAGCCCCCGGUGGACAACUGGUAGUGACUGAUUUUGACACCA